This is a messenger RNA of Parnassius apollo (apollo), 456 nucleotides long. Lineage: Eukaryota; Metazoa; Arthropoda; Insecta; Lepidoptera; Papilionidae. The record is from the annotation of a GenBank genome assembly.
AUGGCAAAUGCACUGCUCAAUUUUAGUAUGUUUCAUGGAGUCUUCAUUUAUCAGAAACACCUCGAUGUCGGUCGCACGCAAAUGGAAGUAGACUCCGUACAUGCUUGUAUCGAAAUAAAAUUAAAAAAUAAGGAAAUAAAACUACCAAGUGAUUACGUAUCUACGACCAGAGAAGCACGAAAAAAUCCAUCACCGUACGAGGCUAUUGAGCUGACUUACGACCUUUUUAAAGACUAUACGAAACCUUUGAGAUACAAUAGCAUUAGACCUGGUCAAACAAAAAAUGAUCCAAUGGUCACAGACAUUAAAGUCAUAAAGUAUGAUCCUUUAGGACUAAUCUGGGUGAAACUUGAUUUUACCAAAGAUUGGAUGGACUUAUCUCAUAGACCAAAGAGAACCAUCACAUCCAGUGAACUGUUACCUACCCUUAUUUACAUCAAGGUGUCGCAUUCCUAA